ACAGUAAAAGACGUAAUGUUGCCUGCACUGGGAAUUGGUCUUCUGGCUCUUUAUCACAGUGUAAUAACUGUGACUGCAUUGGUGGAUUCUGAUGAUGUCAUCACUCGGGAUGAACAGAUCUACGUGCUGAUUGGUGCACAUGCCAAUUGUGAAAAGAGCAUCAAAGCACAAAUGGCUCUUGUGCAAGAGGGUGAAUGUAUCCCUGAGUGGGAUGGGAUCAUCUGCUGGCCGAGAAGCAAGUCUGGUCAGCUAGUGUCAGUUCAGUGUCCUGAGUAUAUUUAUGAUUUUAACCACAGAGGUCGGGCCUACCGCCACUGUGAUGCAUCCGGUAAGUGGGAGCAGGUGUCCGUCAUCAACCGUACGUGGGCCAACUACAGCGAGUGCACCGCCUAUUUGUCGGCAAAUUACAGAAACCAGGAAGAGAAGGUGUUUGAAAGGCUCCACCUCAUGUACACGGUUGGCUACUCCAUCUCUCUGGCAUCCCUGCUGGUGGCUGUCUCCAUCCUCUGCUACUUCAAGCGUCUCCACUGCACCCGCAACUACAUCCACGUCCACCUAUUCACGUCCUUCAUAUGCAGAGCAGUCAGCAUCUUUGUGAAGGACGCGGCCCUCUACUCAGUGACAGCCGAUAGUGAAGCAGAACCCGAGCUUGCAGGACACAAGCAGCCAAUGGCCGGCUGCAAAGUAGCCGUCACACUCUUCCUCUACUUCCUGGCCACCAACCAUUACUGGAUCCUGGUGGAGGGCUUGUACCUACACAGCCUCAUCUUCAUGGCCUUUCUGUCGGAUAAGAACUACCUGUGGGCCCUCACUGUCAUUGGGUGGGGUGUUCCGGCUUUAUUUGUGUCCGUUUGGGUCAGUGUGCGUGCAUCACUGGCGGAUACACAAUGUUGGGACAUCAGUGCUGGGAACCUGAAGUGGAUUUAUCAAGUCCCCAUUCUGGCGGCCAUUGUUGUGAAUUUCCUUCUCUUUGUCAACAUUAUACGCGUUCUCGCCUCCAAACUGUGGGAGACCAACACUGGCAAACUGGAUCCUCGGCAGCAAUACAGGAAGCUCCUCAAGUCAACGCUGGUGCUCAUGCCCUUAUUUGGAGUCCAUUACAUGGUCUUCAUGGCUCUUCCUUACACUGAAGUGUCUGGGCUGCUGUGGCAGGUUCAGAUGCACUACGAGAUGUUUUUCAAUUCAUCACAGGGCUUCUUUGUGGCUUUUAUCUACUGUUUCUGCAACGGCGAGGUGCAAGCGGAGGUAAAGAAGGCGUGGCUAAGACGAAGCUUAGCAUUGGACCUCAAACAAAAAGCAAGGAUAACCAGCAGCAAUGGCGGAGGGAGUUGUUAUUACGGCGGCAUGAUGUCUCACACCACCACCCACAGCGUCUGCAUGUCCGCCGCACAUCCCAGAGCGUUUCCCCUCAACGGCGGUGCCGGCGCGGUGUCCAGACUACCGCGCCACGCCCCCCUCUACGCACAGAGUAGUCUGCCCGGAUACACGCUCAGCUAUUGUGAGACAUCGGGUCUCCAGCAGGAGAUGGCAGCAAGGGGGCAAGGAGGAGGGCACGAAUCUGGAGGGGUCUUUGCAAGGCAUGCGAGAGGUGGUAAAAAACACGAGGAGAAUAAAUGCUGUGGAGUUCCAACAGAGAUUCCAGCAGAAGGUGAUGCCGAUAGCACCUUUUCCGUUAAAGAGCUGGAGACCGCCCUGUAA
Molecule: messenger RNA, 1698 nt
Organism: Doryrhamphus excisus (bluestripe pipefish)
Lineage: Eukaryota; Metazoa; Chordata; Actinopteri; Syngnathiformes; Syngnathidae
Source: RefSeq, a predicted model, not a curated record